GUUCCAGUAGCGCUGCAGAUGGCUUCGUUUCCAGACUCGGACCUGCAGACCUGCCCGCUCUGCAAGGAGCUGUGCGGCUCCUCUGCUCCUAUUUCCUCCAGCUCUUCUACCUCUUCAUCUUCCUCACAUACCUCGUCCUCCUCCAGCCAGACCACCAGGAGGCUCCACGUCCUGCCGUGCCUGCACGCCUUCUGCAGGCAGUGCCUGGAGGGCCAGCGCAGUCCCGGGGACCCGCUGAAGCUGCGGUGCCCCACCUGCGACCAGAAGGUGUGCAUCUCCGAGGCCGGAGUGGACUCCCUGCCUUCCUCCAACUUCCUCUUCAGCAACCUGCUGGACGUGGUGGUGAGCUCCGAGGAGCAGAUCCAGAACAAGAACGGCCACCACCACCACCGGGGAGGCCUGGGCGGAGGCUCCUCCGGCUUCCAUCACCCCCACACAGGCCUGCUGCACCCCAACUUGGGGGAGCCUCAGUGCAGCUCCUGCGAUGAGGAGAACCCCGCCACCUCCCACUGCCUUGACUGCCAGGAGUACCUGUGUGACAACUGUGUGCGGGCGCACCAGAGGGUGCGGCUGACCAAGGACCACUUCAUCGAGCGCCUGGGGGAGAACCUCCACCUGGGCCGCAUCAACGUCAACAGCAACCCGGGCCAGCCGGGGGUGUCGGUGUCCCUCGCCCAGUCCCUGCAGAACAACUUCGCCCUGCUGUCUCUGUUCCAGGACCACAUGAGCUUCUGCCAGCACCACGACAAUGAGGUGUUUCUGUUCUUCUGUGAAUCCUGCUCGGUGCCUAUCUGUAGGGAGUGCAGCGUGGGCCGUCACAUCGGCCACACCUUUGUUUAUCUACAAGAUGCUGUGCAGGACUGCAGGGCCAUCACCAUCCAGCUGCUGGCAGACGCACAGCAGGGACGUCAGGCAGUGCAGCUGAGCAUGGAGAAGGUCCAGGCCAUGGCGGAGCAGGUGGAGAUCAAAGCCAAGGUGGUGCAGACUGAAGUGAAGGCCCUCGUGCUCAGACACAAGAAAGCGCUGGAGGAGAGAGAGUGUGAACUACUGUGGAAGGUGGAGAAGAUCCGUCAGGUGAAGGCCAAGUCUCUGUACCUGCAGGUGGAGAAACUGCACCAGAGUCUGACCAAGUUGGACAGCACCAUCGCUGCCGUCAGCCAGGUGCUGGAUGAAGGCCGCCACCUGGACGUGCUGCUGGCCAGGGAGCGAAUGCUCACCCAGAUCCAUGAGCUCAAGGCUCUGAGGGGCCUGCUGCAGGUGCAGGAGGACGACCGCUUCAUGUUCACCCCUCCAGACCAGGCUCUGUACAUCGCCAUCCAGUCCAUGGGCCUCAUCAGCAGCGGAGCCUUCGCCCCAGUCACCAAAGCCCACGGUGAGGGUCUGAAAAGUGCGCUUCGUGGCAAGCCCGCCUCCUUCACUGUGAUCGGAUAUGACCAUGACGGCGAGCCACGUCUCUCAGGCGGGGACACGGUGUCUGCAAUAGUCAUGUCGGUCGCAGACGGCAACCUGUCUGCAGCGGACGUAACGGACCACCAGAACGGCUCGUACACCGUCAGCUACCUGCCCAAAUGCGAGGGGGAGCACCUGGUGUCGGUGCUGGUGUGUAACCAGCACAUCCAGGGCAGCCCCUUCAAGGUGAUGGUCAAGUCAGGGCGGAGCUACGGCUCCCUGGGCUCCCAGGUGUCGUCUUUCGGGUGUGAGGGGGAGGGAGACGGUCAGCUGUGUCGUCCCUGGGGCAUCAGCGUGGACAAGGAGGGAUAUGUUGUGGUGGCUGAUCGCAGCAACAACCGCAUACAGAUAUUCAAGCCUUGCGGUGCCUUCCACCAUAAGUUUGGCUCUCUGGGUUCUCGGCCUGGUCAGUUUGAUCGUCCAGCGGGGGUCGCGUGUGACAGUCAGAGACGAAUCAUUGUGGCUGAUAAGGACAAUCACCGUGUGCAGGUGUUUACUUUUGAGGGCCAGUUCCUGCUGAAGUUUGGGGAAAAGGGUACAAAGAACGGGCAGUUCAACUAUCCCUGGGAUGUGGCUGUCAACUCUGAGGGUAAGAUCCUGGUCUCCGACACCAGGAACCACCGCGUGCAGCUCUUCGCCCCUGACGGCUCUUUCCUAAACAAAUACGGCUUCGAGGGGGCCCUGUGGAAACACUUUGACUCUCCCAGAGGAGUGGCCUUUAACCACGAAGACCACCUGGUGGUGACCGACUUCAACAACCACAGGCUCCUGGUCAUCCGGCCGGACUGCCAGUCGGCCCGCUUCCUGGGCUCCGAGGGCACCGGGAACGGGCAGUUUCUGCGCCCCCAGGGCGUCGCCGUGGACCAGGAGAACCGCAUCAUCGUGGCCGACUCCCGCAACCACAGAGUCCAGGUGUUCGAGCCCAAUGGAAACUUCUUAUGCAAAUUUGGCACACAGGGGAGCAGCUUUGGACAGAUGGAUCGCCCCUCCGGUGUGGCUGUGACGCCUGACGGAGUCAUUGUGGUUGUUGACUUUGGAAAUAAUCGCAUCCUCAAGUUCUAAAAAAAAAAAGAAAAAGUUUAUUUUUGCAUUCUCUCCCUCUGUUUGGCCUUUUGCAGUUUUCUCGAUGAAGGAAAUGGAGGCGAGAGAAUGAAUCAACAGACACAACAGGAGGCGAGCUCAGAGAGGAUUGAGAACACGCUGAAGUGAAGGGAAAUUAAAACUAUAGAUUUUUUUAUUUACAUCGAUACCCUCCCAAUCAGAUCUCUGUGGUGUGUGUGACAAAGGGGACCUCUACAAAUUGAUAAUCAGUAGAAAAAGAGCCAUAUUUCCCUUCCUCCUCCUCAGCGGCUCUGAGUUCUCUCUGCCAGCUCUCCUUAAGUAUCCAUCUCAGGGAUUUUUUCACUUUUUAUCCUCUGCUCCAUACCUACCUCAUUUAGCUCUUUAUGAAUGUACUCAUAGUCACCGAGCAGAGGUUUUAGUCCGUGAAGUUUUACAAAGAAGAAAAGUCUACCUCUAUACUUUGUUAUUUAAGAGAGACAAAAAAAAAGACUGUUCAGUUGAUAUUUGCACAGGAUUAAAGGAAUACUUGCUGUGCAUUUUGAAAUAUGAGUUAAAGUGAACCUCCUGAAUGUUGUUGCUGAGACAAUACUCAGACCGCUGUAGAGGCUGCAUGAUUUAUUCUCAUUAGAGGGCUUCGCUCGGGGAGGAAACUAGGGUACAGUAGUGUCCUUUCAUGUUUUUAGGCUAGUUAGUUUUUGGCUUACGCAUCAACCCUUGUCUCUUUGUGGCUCUGUGGAGUUUGUGUGUCAUGAGGAGUGUGCGAAGCGAUGCCAAAAUAGAUAGAAUCAGAAUUAGCUCAGGUCACCGUAGGACUGGUCGAGAUGAUCGGUGCCUCGCAGGCUCUCCCUCUAGCUUUACUGACUUAUGCUGAUUGGAUGAAUUUAUUGAUGAGUAAAAAAUAUAAAUUUAAGGGAAAUCAUCUGCAAAAUGAUCCCUGAAAGAAGUCCUGAAUAAGUAGCCCUGUAAUAAAAGAAUCCAAAGUGUCUGAUCAUCUCCCCCCCCCUCCCCCCAGCUCAUAAGACUGGAUGAUAAAACAAGACGACCUGUGUCGCUCCUGUCCCGUCGGUUACAUGAACAACUAAGAUGCAAAGACAAGUAUGCAAGGAGAGCAGCGCCUCCUCGGCAGGGAGGAACCCACCAAAGGAUUUUGGUGAUGAAUUUUCAAAGAUCUGGAUCUAUUAGCGAUCUUAUCGUACAGAUUAAAUCAUUGAAUUGAAUGACACCUUUUUGAUGAGGUAUGCUGUGUGACAAAAGCCUCACAAGUUAGACACCUAAUUUGGCUGUCCAGAGGAUGUUAAUGACAUCAAAUUAAAGGCCUAACAUUACAAUCCUUUGGCUUUGUGGUUGAAAGCCACGCCCCCUGGCUCCUAGGGCCGAGAAUCGAGUCCAACGAGAGGGCACGAUCACAAAGCCCUGCCCUAUUUAUUGACGCGUGGAGUUGAGGAGACAUCUCCAGAGUGAGUGCUAGUAGACCGAUUCCUCUAAAGACGGAGGUCUAUAGAUCGACCACUGGAGUCUACCAAAGUUAGAAUUUCUGCACAAUGGCCAACUGUAGAUUAAAAUAUUCCCCUUUAAAAACUUUUUCUUGAAUAAUCAUUGUUGCUGGGAAGUCUGAAGUUCAUAAAAGGCGUGGAGUUGAGUUCAUAGCACUGUCCGUGUUAGGCUUAGAAGAAUAACUGUGCUUGGGUCACAGUUUAUUGUGCAUGAGGACUUUCACAUCCCGCUGCUGUGUGAGGCAGGUCUGAAAGUUGUGUAGAGAACAGAAGAUACCCGCACCAAAGAGAACCCCUUUGUCCCCCUCGCAUUUAUCGCCUCAGCCCAGUUUUCUCAUUAUUAGACAGCCCCUUGUUUCCCAGUCUAAUUACUAUAGAAACUAAUAGCUACUAACUCUUUGUGGUGAAAGCAUUGUGGGGUUCUGAAUCCCUUUGCCCUUUGUCCAAAUCUGUGUCCCACUGGAAGCACUAGACAAUUAUGGUUCUGCUAGCCACUUCCUCAGCCUAGCAAAGAAUCUUGGGACCUCUGGAAAGAUCGACUGGCCGGCCCUCGCCUCUGAGGAGAGGGCCCGUCUGCACAUGGUCAGUAUUUGCAUCGUCAUAUCUCAGAUAUUACGUACGGUUUCACUUCCUUUCUCAUAUACCUCGACUCCUGAAUACCUCACUCAUAGCUGCUGUGCAUUUAAACAUUCAAAUACCUCAACGUGUUACAUAUUCUGAAUACCUCAUAAUGACUCUUUUAUUUAAGCAUACCUCGUCAGAUAUUUAUGCACGACAAAUAUACCUCAUUCUGUGAAGCUUCUUGUGUUACAGUACAUGUCCCACAGCUCUAGGACCAAAGAUCAUGGUACCAUCUCGAGUUCGAAGAAAGUUUGUGUUAAUGGUCAUCGUUCCAUCUCGCAGCCCUGAGCAGCUUUUUGUUUGUUGAAUCUACUGUAAAAAAAAAAAAAAAAAAAAAAA
Messenger RNA from Epinephelus lanceolatus (giant grouper), 4964 nucleotides. RefSeq names its product tripartite motif containing 71, E3 ubiquitin protein ligase (gene trim71). The record is from RefSeq and is a predicted model, not a curated record. Lineage: Eukaryota; Metazoa; Chordata; Actinopteri; Perciformes; Serranidae. Gene Ontology annotation, biological process: proteasome-mediated ubiquitin-dependent protein catabolic process; protein polyubiquitination. Gene Ontology annotation, molecular function: ubiquitin protein ligase activity; zinc ion binding; protein binding.